Molecule: messenger RNA, 1248 nt
Organism: Brienomyrus brachyistius
Lineage: Eukaryota; Metazoa; Chordata; Actinopteri; Osteoglossiformes; Mormyridae
Gene: cimap1d
Product: outer dense fiber of sperm tails 3-like 2b
Exons: 3
Coding region: 4-753 (249 amino acids)
Cellular component (GO): cytoskeleton
Source: RefSeq, a predicted model, not a curated record
CCGAUGCCAGAGGCUCUAAAGCAGCUCAUCCCAUCUGCAGGCCCGGGUCCAGGCCGCUACGCCCUGCCUCCGACUAUCGGUUUCCUGGGGCAUGAUUUUACGAAGUUAACCAGCCCCGCGUAUUCCUUCCACGGCAGGAUGUGCGACCACAUGUUCUCUGUGGACUCCAGUCCCGGGCCUAAAUAUCACGUUGACGCAAAAAUAACUCGCUUCGGUAGGGACGGUACCCCAGCGUACUCAAUGCUGGGCAGGAUGAGGCGUUGUGUGACUAACUUCCAGACUCCAGGACCCGGUUCCUACAACCCUGAAGCAGCUCCGAAUGUUAACGGCCAGCGACGGCCCCCGUCAUACACCAUGGGCUCUCGAACUUGCUACCGCGGGGUGGACAACAUUCCAGCCCCCAACAGUUACAGCCUCCCUUCACUAAUGGGCUCUAAAGUGCCCACCAAGCCAGCCAGUGCCAGCUACACCAUAUCAGGACACUGCAAAUCCGGGGGGGCGUCACAAGACCUGGCCAAGACCCCAGGCCCUGGCAGGUACAACAGCACCGAUCCCAGCGUUUAUUUACCCAGGCAGCCAGCGUUCUCCAUGCUCAGCCGGCACAGCCUCCCCCGUGACAGGACCUGCAAGCCGGGGCCCGGCUCACACAGCCCCGAAAAGGUCAUGGUGCACAAGCCCCGCCCCCCAGCGUUCUCUAUGGGCAUCAGACACUCUGAGUUCGUCACCCCGCUGGUGAUAGACACUUUGGACUGACCUGCGGGUCUUUCCACCUCAGCAAGAUUCCGAUCCAGUUUCCUGUCGUGUUCCAUAAUCUUUUUUUCUUGUUAAUGUUUCUUUUGAGAUGCCUGUUUCUCUGGUUCCAAUCGCAAUUUAAAAGAAAAGACAGAAAAAGAGGCUGCUUACGCUAAUACGGAAACGUGAGCAUGUCAAAGCACAUGUCGCUCAAAAAAUAGACAUAUGAUACCAAUUCACAUUUAAUGGAAUAAAAAAAUCUACUUGAUGUAGCCCUGUAGUAGAAGGAAAAUGGCACUAUGGGUUCGAUAAACCAUAAUAAAUAACCAUAAUAAAAUUAGGGCAAAAUUGUACUAAAGUGCUAAUAAGAUUUUUAUAAUUUAUGGAUUAAAAUGGUUAAUUCAGAUAAAUGUAUUAUUGAAAAUGUAUUUUUCCAAAUUUAUGAAAAAUAACUAGAAUAUACUUUGUAUGUUCAUUACACUUCUUACUGUCAUUUAAUUCAAAACUGGAUUUUCU